GGUGGUAUGAGCCAAAAUGCAUCAAUCUCUCUUCCCCCCAAUCACCCACUCGGCCAGCACCAUCAAGAGGAGAAGAACAUCUGCAAACACACCUCCAUAGCCAAGAAAAAACCGAGCUCAAGGUUGAAGAAGACUCAAGGAAGAAGAAAGGAUUGGGAAAGAAAAGAAAAACUUAGAAAAAUUAAGGAAUUUUACCAAGGUAUUCUAGACUUCUCGAGGAAUCUAGGAGUGGCCGGGAAGUCGCCGGAGCCGCCGGAGUUUCGCCGGAAAAUUCCAAAAGUCACCGGAGAUCAAACAAAGAGGAUAAAAGCUUGCUAGCGUCAUUUCGAGGUUGAAGCUAGAGCUUACUUCCUGCACCCGUUGCUCGGGAGAUCAAUGGAGAGAAGACGUGGAAUGGGUGGUAGUGAUAGGGCGGUUCGAGGAAAUCCGAGAGGGCGCGCACCGGGGAUAGCCGGGCAAGCCAAUCGGGGGAUAUCAAGGUCGCGUAAAAGGCGAGGUAUGGGCAAUCAAGGCCCACGAACACGAGCCACGAUGGCUGAUCACAACGUGACUGAGUUCGAGUCGUGGAACUCGGAUGAUGACUCAACUUAUCACCCUGAAAGCGAGUCAGAUGAAACUUCUUUUCAGGAAAACAGUGGAGAGGAUAUACAAUGUAUUCCUCCCGAACAUGUUAGCGAGAUGUACCGAUGGUACCAACGUGAAAGGGGAAGACAACGACAGGGAUCUCAGGAGGGACAUGUCAGAGGCGAGACCUCUCUCAUGAGGGGUCAGGGUGCUCAUAGAGCACAGGUUAGGACAGUCAGAGAUUCUGAUGGCGAAGGACCAUUCUUUAAGAUCUCGAAGUACCUCAAAGAGGCUAGAGCCUUGGGGUGCAAGCCAUUUGAUGGAACGGGGGACAUAUCGGAAGCAGCCGAGUGGAUAAAAAGGUUAAAUGAUGCAGCUGAUGACAUGCAAGUGGUCCCUGAACGAAAGUUAAGGGUAGCUACUAGAUUAUUGGAGGGUUUAGCUUCUACUUGGUGGGAAGGCACCAAGGGUAAGUUUGACGGGGUUGUCACGUGGGACAACUUCGAGCAAGCAUUCUAUGAGCAGUUUUACACCUCUUUCGAAGUAAAUCGAAAGAGGAGGGAAUAUAUCGAUCUCAAACAGGGAAAUGAGUUUACGGUGAAGCAACUGGAACAAAGAUUCCGACAUCUGGCAAGGUUUUUGCCUGAGUAUGCCGCAAAUGAGAACCGAAUGGCAAACCAUUUUUGGAAUGCACUCAAUUUGGAAAUACGCGAAAGAGCGACCUACCAAUUCAACAUGACUUUUAGUGAAGUAGUAGCCCAGGGUCUCCAGGGGGAGGAGCUUUGGAAGGAAAGGCAAGCAAGGGAUGCAAAGGAAGCACAAGAAAGAGAUCAGGCGAUCGUUCACCCUCCACGACGAGAGGGGAAGUAUGAACUUCAGAGCAAGGGGAACUCUAACAAGUCAGUUCCGUUUUUCAGUGAGAGCCAGGACUUGGUAAAUCAAAGCUCAAGCACUCGAGGCACGGGGGCACCCAAAUGCGAGAAUUGUAGGCGAAGGCACUACGGUAGAUGUCGAGAGCCAUCUAGAUGCUACUUUUGUGGAGAAACAGGCCACAUCAAGGUCCUUUGUCCUCAACGUACGCGUGAAGGAACAUCAGGAGCUAGAGGAGGGGUCACGGGGGUUGAAAACCCAACUAGGGUUGCCUCAAACAUGGUACCUUCUACAAGUCAAUGGCGAACUCGCUCGUGAAGGCCGGCAAUGGCGGAAGCCAUUUGUUAGGCCCGACUAUGGCACAAGUCCAGAAAAUACAACUUUCGGGACCGAAUGUACACUUUGGGACAUAAAGGGAUGACCUCCCACAUGGGUGGGGGCCACCCUACGAAAUUAUUCAGCAAAGUAGACAAAAGGAUGGCUGUACAAUGGUAGGAAGGAGAUGAGAAGUUGACUUGAAGUGAUAAGCAUGAAUGAGAGACAUAUGUGGACCCUUUUCCUUUAUUAUUAUUGGUGGUAUGAGCCAAAAUGCAUCAAUCUCUCUUCCCCCCAAUCACCCACUCGGCCAGCACCAUCAAGAGGAGAAGAACAUCUGCAAACACACCUCCAUAGCCAAGAAAAAACCGAGCUCAAGGUUGAAGAAGACUCAAGGAAGAAGAAAGGAUUGGGAAAGAAAAGAAAAACUUAGAAAAAUUAAGGAAUUUUACCAAGGUAUUCUAGACUUCUCGAGGAAUCUAGGAGUGGCCGGGAAGUCGCCGGAGCCGCCGGAGUUUCGCCGGAAAAUUCCAAAAGUCACCGGAGAUCAAACAAAGAGGAUAAAAGCUUGCUAGCGUCAUUUCGAGGUUGAAGCUAGAGCUUACUUCCUGCACCCGUUGCUCGGGAGAUCAAUGGAGAGAAGACGUGGUUCGUGCUUCCUCUCGUUCUAUUUUUAAAUAAUUAAAUAAUGCUCAUGGAACUAUUUUGACUUAUAAAUUAAUAGAGCCUGCGAGCUCUUGUUUUACCCUUGUGUGGGUUCUUAUUAAACACUUAUAUUCCGCUAUGUGUUUAAUUGUAUGUUGAUGUUGUUAUGUAUGUUUACUAAUCGGUUUUGGCAUAUGUAUCUAUCGGACGUCUUGUGCAAUUCGGUAAGGAUGGACUGUGGUUAUUCUUAUUGGGUUGUACGACGGUUGUCCACGUGGCACAGACGCGGUCUGGGGCGUGACAGACUGGGUAUUGAACUAAGCACAUGUUUGAUAGGAUCAAUCUUCCACCUUGACUUAGAUUUUUCUGCUUCCAGGAUGAUAGCUUUGAAUCAAAGUGAUUUAUGAGAUUUGUGCAGUAGUGGAAUUUAUUUAAUCCUUUAUGCAGAUUGGCUCCUAAGUACUUCAUUGGAAGGUGUGAUUUCUUCAUACCCAAUAUCUUCUGUAUCACAGAGGCUCUGUAGGUGGCCUGUUUGCCAGUUAUGAAGCUGCUUUUAUCAAGACAUUGUUAAGUUCUUAAUACUCAAUUAAAUAAGUCUGAUGCUCAUUAAAAGUGUUUUAAUGCUCAUAAUAGGUCCAAUGCACAUUAAAAGUUCAUAAAUGCUCAUUUAACAGAAAUUGUAAUUUCAUCUCAAUAGAGGAGAUUUGAUGCUCAAUGAAAAUGGUGUUAUGUCAAACUAACAAAUCUUACGAUUUUCAUAUCAAUGAAC
Molecule: messenger RNA, 3163 nt
Organism: Cuscuta epithymum
Lineage: Eukaryota; Viridiplantae; Streptophyta; Magnoliopsida; Solanales; Convolvulaceae
Source: the annotation of a GenBank genome assembly